Molecule: messenger RNA, 849 nt
Organism: Cooperia oncophora
Lineage: Eukaryota; Metazoa; Nematoda; Chromadorea; Rhabditida; Trichostrongylidae
Source: the annotation of a GenBank genome assembly
AUGCUGCUCUCACUUCUAUUAUGUCUACUUGUUUAUUGUAGGGCAGCUCCAACCGAUGAGGAGAUCAAAAGGAAACUGAUAUAUGAGGGCAGUCCCGACACAUUCGAAAAUCGCAAGCUUGUGAAGGACAUGCUUGGUUCGCUGAAUCUCCGUGUACGCAAUCUACAUCGAGCUGGCACUGGAUCGGGACACCUCCACCACUUCCUGAUCUCGGCUCAAAGAACAACCUUCACGGAUUUGUCAGCUGAAGCCCAUCCAGAUCUCGCUGAAUGGCUGUUUGAGGGAGACAUAGCGCUAACGCCGGAUCAAGCCAAGGCCAUCGUACGCGGACAGAAUGAACCGCAGGCGUCUCGCAAAAAGAGGGCGCAAACAAAUCCAGCAGGUUUCUGGAGCCCAAGUUAUCCAAUAUACUACACCCUCGACAGCUCAUUACCAAGCAGCACUGUCUCACUAAUCCCGGGGCCGCGGGCAAAGGCCAUUCAGUUCUGGACGACAAACACUUGCAUGAACUUCCAAGAAAAUCCGAGCGGGAAUAACCGUCUUCGUUUCUACCGAGGGACGGGGUGUUGGUCGUAUAUAGGCAAGCAACCAUCAUGGACAAGCCAGGAUAUUUCCAUUGGAAGUGGAUGCGACAUUUUAGGCACUGUAGCCCAUGAAAUUGGUCAUGCGCUCGGAUUCUACCAUACACAGUCACGCUACGAUCGUGAUUCUUAUAUCUGGGUCAAUCUCGAUAAUGUGGAAUCGGGCCAAGAGCAUAAUUUCGUGAAGCAAACUACAGCGACCGAAAAUCAUUUCGGACUGCCGUACGAUUACGGUAGCGUGAUGCACUAUGGUGGAUGUGAGCUUUGA